AUGGCUGACGGCUUAAGGAGGCACGACCUGGGCUUUGGCUCAGAGGACCCGGAAGAGGUUCGUGGUGCCGCGAGCAAGAACAACUCGAUGAAAAGUAUUGCGAAGCAGAGCUCAGAAGCCUCCUGCGCAGACCCAGGCGCAGACCCUUCUGAAAGAUCGAGGAGGCAACGGGCCUCCGUCAUCGCAGGGGACUUUAUCAAAGGAGAAGACAACAACAGUUCAGCGGAGGAAGUGCCAACAGAGAACAAGCGAACGAUAAUUGCGAAGGUGCAAACAUUUUCUUUGUGGUUCGUGACGAACUACUACGUCGGAAACAUUAUGGCUUGCGUCGUCUUGGUUGAUGCCGUUUGUACAUGGGUAGACAUUGAUGCGCGUGCAGCCGGCCUCAGUCAUCCACCGCAGUUCUUCAUGCUGUUCUCCGACAUUAGCUUGGCACUCUACAGCACUGAAGUCUUGCUACUCCUCGUCGGAAAAGGCUUCAUCGGUGUGCUCCUUGAUUGGAUGGCACUUCUCGAUGUGACAAUAGUUCUGUGCGGCUAUUUGGAGGUUCUGCUGAAUGCCGUGGCCCCUGCGGAUGUGACGAGCAGUCUGAGUGUCAUGCGUGCUUUGCGAUUGGCUCGUAUCUUCCGCUUGUUGCGCAUCUUCAAGAGAAUCCGCGCCUUGCGCGAGCUCCAGAAAUUAGUUACGAUGAUGGCUACGUGCCUCCGGACUCUGGUCUGGUCAUUCCUGCUCUGCUUCGUGAUCAUGACGAUCUGGGCCAUGCUUUUGGUAGAAGUGGUGCACCCCAUCAUUCAGGAAAUGGUUGAAGAUGGGCACGAGAUCAUUAGCAAUUGUCCAUACUGCAGGACGUCCACCAGCUCAGUAAUGGAGGCUACCUUGCUACUCUUCAAGACAGUGAUUGCCGGAGAUAGCUGGGGUCAGGUGGCCGUUCCAGUCAUACAGAGGAAUCCAGAGACGGCAGUCAUCUUUGUCCUCUCACAGUUGUCGCUGGUGUUUGGUGUUUUGAACAUCAUCGUGGCAGUCGUUGUCGACACCUUCGCAGAGGCCAGGCAGAAUGACAUAUUGAACCUUGCCGAAGAAAUGGAGCAAGACAUUGAGAAGGAUCGAGAAGCCCUGGGAAAGCUCUUUGCGCGGAUUGACAAGGACGGCAGCGGGCAGCUUUCGCUCGAUGAGCUGAUUCGGGGUGCUCGCCGUGAUCCAGUUUUCCAGAGCCGGCUCAGAGUAAUGGACAUCGACGAGAAUGACCUGCAGCAGCUCUUCAGCAUGAUCGACGUGGACAACAACGGCACGAUCGAAGUGGGAGAAUUUAUUGGGCCCUUGAGCAGAUGGGUUCAUGACUCCAAGACGGCACCCAGGUUCAUCAAGUACAACAUGCUGCAGACGAUGCAGUUGCAAGAAGACCUCUACAGCCUAUCCAAGCACUACUUCGGCCACCUGUCUGAGCGGAUCGAUACCUUGGCAGCGCACUUGAGCAUCCUGCGUGGCGGCGCGCCCUCGUCUCGGCAGUCAUCUGUCAUGCAAUCGUCGUCAUUGGGCAUGGCCAGGUUCCGACAACCUACAGAAAACAACGAUGAGGACAUGAAAAUUGAGCAGCCUCAUUGCUCCAGAAAGGCAGAGACGCUUUGCAUCGGAUACUCCUCCCCGGCUACGUCAGAAGUGACAGUGACAACAACCGAAGCGAUCACUGACUCAUGCGGCGACCAGUUGGGCGAGCUUCGACAAAAGGGCGCUCACACGGAUGGAGCAGUUGAGGCUCUCAUAGAUGCUGCGGUUAUCAAAAUCGAAUUCGGAAUGAUUGAAAUGGAGGGCAGGUUGAAACGAGCACUCGCGGGAAUUCCAGCCGAAGGGCAUGCGCCUCCUGCAAGAACUUCAAACCCCACAGCCUCGCAGGACAUGAAGGCUUUUCGGAAAGAUGACCUCUUCAGGUCCGUGUAUGGAGACCGCGGUAUUCGAACAUCCAGAAAAAUGGUCACAGCUUCAGCAGCCCAAAUGACCUUCGGCGACGGCCCAGCGGCUGCCGCAGCCGUGCGGAGAAAGAAUUCCGGCGAGCUCGGCCUCCAGCACGUAAUGACAGCGAGUUGA
This is a messenger RNA of Symbiodinium sp. CCMP2592, 2082 nucleotides long. The record is from the annotation of a GenBank genome assembly. NCBI's taxonomy places the organism in Eukaryota, Dinophyceae, Suessiales, Symbiodiniaceae.